Panicum hallii is the source of this 1683-nucleotide messenger RNA. Its product is annotated as F-box protein At5g07610-like. The record is from RefSeq and is a predicted model, not a curated record. NCBI's taxonomy places the organism in Eukaryota, Viridiplantae, Streptophyta, Magnoliopsida, Poales, Poaceae. Gene Ontology annotation, molecular function: protein binding. Bases 397 to 1545 code for a protein of 382 amino acids. The transcript has 2 exons.
CCAACCAAACGGUACCACGCACGAAUCCAGUGCAGCCAGUAUUUUAAUUCGAAUAGACCCGGCCCGUUGUUCCCUUUCCGAUUCUGUGCUGUGGUCGAAGCGACCGCACAGGAACCAGGUCCGUUGCUCAGAGUCGCCAUAGGAGAGAUCCUCGAGCUACCAGUCGAGUAGCCUUGUACAGUUGUACUCGUCGUCGAGAGAGCGUCGUCCGCCCCGGCUCCUCGCCCGCUCGCCUUCGUCGCGGGAGGUGCGGGGAGGGGCAACGUCUGGACUGGACGGCGUAGUCGGCUGCCCACGUUUGAUUCUGUGAGCGGCGGCGCAUUCAGAUCGUCAUAUAUCUGCAGGUUGGUGGUGACUGUCUGAUUCGGGUCAGAAUUGAUUGACUUGCGCCCGCGGAUGGAUCCAUCCGGCUCCAAGAAGAGGGCCAGCGCCGCCGCCGACCUCACCGACGACCUCAUCGUCGAGAUCCUGUCGCGGCUGCCGGUCAAAUCGAUCUGCCGAUUCAAGUGCGUCUCCCGCCACUGGCACGGUCUCAUCUCCCACCCGGAGCACCGCAAGACGCUCCCUCAGACACUCUCCGGUUUCUUCUACCCUCGCAACCUGCUCAACCACGAGGACGCUAUAACAGAAAUUCCCGAUUUCGUUGGCAUCUCGAGGGGCGAAGAGCUGCCAUUUCUUGACCCGUCGUUGCCCUUCUUGCCCGGCUACAGGUGGAUCCGUCCCGAGGACUCCAGCGGUGGCCUUCUCCUCUGCAACUGCUGGAAGGAGAACCCCAGAGAUGAGUUCAAUUACGUGGUGUGCAACCCCGCCACUGAUAAAUGGGUAGUCCUGCCUGAGGCCCCUGACGAUCUUAGCUCCGUAUCCACAAUCCGUUUGGGUUUUGACCCAGCCAUUUCCUCUCACUUCCAUGUGUUCCAGCUCCUAGAGGAAGAUCAAUACGGAUAUAUCACUGGCCUGAAUAUUUACUCGUCGGAAACUGGUGUGUGGAGUCACAAGGAAAAUGGUUGGAGCGAUGAGGUUGUGCCGGUCGAUUCAAGAGGUGUCUUUAUGAAUGAAAUGCUCCAUUUGAUCUCCUAUGAUGUCACGAUACUGACAGUGGACACAGAAGGGAAGACAUGGAGGACCAUUCCUUUGCUGGAAAGUAUGGGUUUUGAAAAUUUCUGUAAGGGUCCCGUUGCUUUUCUUGGUCAAUCACAAGGGCGCUUGUGCUAUAUGAAUACUAGGAAACAUAUCGCUUCUAAGAUAUCAGUCUGGAUUCUUGAAGACUACAGUGCUGGUCGAUGGAUCUUUAAGUACAACAUCAGCACUUCCCAAAUUUUUGGAGAGGUGGAUCUCAUGAUGGAGCUAGAUUAUGCUUUGAUCGCAAUCCAUCCAGAAGCCAAUGUGAUUUUCUUUGUUUGGAAAUGUGAGGAUCUUUUAAUGUCAUAUGACAUGGAUCGUGGGAAAGUUUGUGUUAUAUGUAGUCUCACAGAGAAUAUGUAUAGGGCAUUUCUUCCCUAUCUCCCAUAUAUUCCUUUUUAUCAUGGACUGGCUGAUCAAGACUAGAAGCAUAAUGCCCAAGUUGAAGGUCAAGAAUUGUUGCCCUAAAUUGAUAUAUAUAUGUCUGCUCAUGUGCUUGACCUUCAGUUGUUACCAAAUUAAACAAUGGAGAUGCAUCUUAGGUUAUGUAUUUCAUUUUCUUUU